Messenger RNA from Varanus komodoensis (Komodo dragon), 2162 nucleotides. It is a transcript of the gene LTC4S, whose product is annotated as leukotriene C4 synthase. Gene Ontology annotation, biological process: leukotriene biosynthetic process. The record is from RefSeq and is a predicted model, not a curated record. Gene Ontology annotation, cellular component: nuclear envelope; endoplasmic reticulum; membrane. NCBI's taxonomy places the organism in Eukaryota, Metazoa, Chordata, Lepidosauria, Squamata, Varanidae. The transcript has 5 exons. Bases 135 to 563 code for a protein of 142 amino acids. Gene Ontology annotation, molecular function: leukotriene-C4 synthase activity; enzyme activator activity; glutathione transferase activity.
GAAACAGCCUUGCUGCUGUCUGAUUAUAUUGAUAGCAGCUGUGGGUAUAUCUGUCCAGUGCAGAAAAGUCAGUCUCACAGUCUAUCCCGCUUCGCUGCUGCCGCACUUUUAUCUCUCAGUUUCUGGGAACCAUCAUGCUGCAUCAGACAGCCUUGCUGGCCACCGUGACCAUUUUGGGAGUCUUGGAACAAGCAUAUUUUGCCAUGCAAGUGAUCUAUGCUAGGCGGAAGUGCAAAGUUUCUCCCCCUAUAACUUCAGGUCCACCAGAAUUUGAAAGGAUCUUCAGAGCUCAAGCAAAUUGCUCCGAGUACUUUCCAAUAUUUAUCUCCCUCUUGUGGGUGGCUGGAGUCUUUUCCCAUCAAGUUUUGGCAGCGUUCAGUGGAUUAGUCUACCUGUAUGCUCGCUAUCGGUAUUUUAGAGGCUACACACGUUGUGCUAAAGAAAGACUGGGCCCCAUGUACUUUAGUGCUGGAGUUCUCUGCUUUCUUAUUGGUUUGUCUGUGUUCGGGCUCAGUGUCCAUUUUGCCCAUCACUGGACACACGGGCAUGAGCUUCUGCAUUAGCCACCGAUGGACCCCUGCUGCUAAAACACCAUGGCUAUUGCAUCCCAGGUUUCAAUGUCCGAGUUGUUUUAAGUGAACUGAAGAAAUCCUGUGUUGAGCAUCUUGUCUGAUGGAUGUUAAUUUUGCCAUGGCUUCCACUUGAAAAGCCACUGGCUCAGUGCCUAGUGACAGUGCAAAGGCUGACAGCCAGCGUGUGACCCUUCAGUUCUCUCUCCGUGGCCUGUGCUGCGUAGGGCAGGCAGAAGUUGGCUAAAACACCUGGAAGGCCACAAGCUGUCCAGCCACUGUAUUAGAGUAACAGACUAUUGUUAUGAGACAGAAGGUCACUAUGCAACUUCCUGUUUUGCAUGGAACUAACAUGCCCUCUAGUGCUGGGGAAGAGGGGCACCUUGGAUGGGAAGACUUCUGGGGUCCACCUGCUUCUGGCCAGCAUCACUACCCCAUUUGCUUUGCUUCUCCACAUCAUGGCCCAGGGCAGGCGAAGGAAUGGAGUGUCCCCAUUCCUUGCUCUUGCCCCAUUUUCCUGGAGGAAGAGGUCGCUAUAGGGAAGAGCAGCAGACAGCCGUGGGUCUUGGUAGCUGUCCAGUGACCACUCCUCGAUGUUUCUUUGGAUCAUUCCUACCUUUGAAAACCGAAGCUGGACCUCCAAAGGGUGCCUACCUCAACCUAGAGUUGUACAUUUGUAUUUAAUCUCUAGUUUAUCUUCUCUAAUCCAUUCGCCCGCUCUCUAUCCUGCUGCAUACACAAAAUCCUUUAGAGAUAUAUUUCAAUUUCUUUUCCUUUGCUUCAGCUUUUAAAAUACUUGAAACCGCUGUGCAACAUUGGCCCAUCUAGCUUUGCAUUCUUCACUGUGAUUACCAGCAACUCUGGUCUGGAGCUGGUCUUUCACCAUAAUAAAGUUUUUAUCUCUCUAUCUUACUAGCAACUCUUCAGGUCAGAGGGGUAGGGGACACUUUUUCAGCCUGGCCACCUGAGGCUCCUUUAAGUAGCAAAACAAGGAAUUAAACCACAUUGGACUAUUGUAAUGCACUUUAUGUGGGGCUGCCCUUGAAGACAGUCCGGAGACUUUAGUUGGUCCAAAAGGGAGCAGCCAGCUUUUGUUGGGGACCAGUAGAUGUGCUCAUGUAGCACCAGUCCUGCCCUGUUACCAAUUGAGGCUGGGCCCAAUUUAAGGUGGCAGUGAUGAUGUACAAAGCCCUAGAGCCUGGGUAGCUGAAGGAGUGUCUCCUUCCAUACACCCCUGCCCGCCCCCUAAGAUCCUUGCCUGAUGUCCUUUGGAAGCCCCCUUGGAAGGAGAUUGGAAGAGUGGCUACCCUGAGAAGCGGCUUUUCUACUGUGGUGCCCCGGUUCUUGAACCUACUCCCCAGAGGGGUGUACUUUGUGUUGACACCUUAUUUAUUUCAGUAGCAAGCCAAAACCAUUUUAUUCUUUCUGUAUUUUCAGGAUUAACUGUAGGUUUUAAUAUUGGUUUUAUUAGACAUUUAUAUUUUAUUUUUGUGUGUUGCCACUGUACUGUAUUGUAUCAUUAUUCUGAAACUUUUGUAUAGGAUGGGAUGGAAAUGUCCCAAAUAAAUUAAAGAAGGCUUUCGGCUUCUUGCA